AUGACUCCGGCGUUGCAAGACUUCCAUAUGGACCUCCCGUAUACUGUGGCUGCGACCCGCAUGGAGGAUUGGCGCUUGAAUCUGACGAGACUGUUGUCUGAAGACCUACUUUCCUUUUUCUGGCUGAGCUUCGUUUCCUCUGAAACAUCGCACUCCUUGGCUGAGGUUCUGCAUCGCGCCUCAGAGGUUAUGCCUUUGCCCCUCGAUGAUCUGAAAAUACUGCGACGUGGUCGGGCAAUCUUGGAGAGGAGGCUACUCCCUCAUCUUGGAUCCGCCUCAUUUAGGGCAGCGACCGAGCCUACUUCCAACCCCGCCUCACACAACGCUUCUCCUUCAUCUGCCGCCCUGAGCCGAGAUCGGGGUUGUGAUCCAGCCAGCCGUCUGGCCAGACGCGUCUUCCGGGGAGCCCCCCGGGCCUCCAGGCGUGGUCGCGCAGCCCUUCAUCGCGCAGGUCGAAGCUCAUCCGGUCGGGGCGCCAUAGACAGGGGUGCUGCAGCCUCUUCACAGGGUCAGCCUCGCUCUGAUGACUCUGACUCUGAUAACCAGCCUCUGCUUCACAGGCGUCGCCGAAGACCAGCCUCCCCCAACCCUUAUAGGGGAAGACCAGCUGCAUUCCGCUCUGCCCCCACUCUUGCUAAGGAAGAUAGCCCAGGGAAUCGUCAUGACCCCGUGCCAACUGAACCCGUUCCCGAGCCACCUCCCGCUCCUCCUGGUGCUGAUGCCGGCCCUUCUCAACCUUCCUCCUCCACCCGCCAUCGUUACAGGACCACCAUCCCCUCUGAAGCUGCUCUAGCUCGGCGGUCUGACUCCCCUACGAGCCUUCUGAUGAUGAAAGGCUGCCUCGGCAAUUUAUGGGCAGAGAGCAUGGAUCAAAUGGGUAACGCGCCGCCAUUAGUCCAGAUGGAUAGCAAAGAACUCCGGGAGAGAGUCUCCGAAUUAGAGCUGCAGCUGAACGACCCUGCCCAAGCCGGCUAUGCUUUGCGGGCGGAGAUUCAAGCCCUAACCAAUCAGACCGACCGUCAGAAACGAUCCCUGAUACAGGUGAAAGAUGAGCUCCAAGCUAUGAGGGAGGAGAGAGCUGCAUCUGAGGCAGGGUAUCAGCAACAGCUAGCCCAUCAGGCUCAGGAAAUACAGUCCAAGGAUACUCUUCUGCAGGAAAAGAACAAUAAACUGGAGGUUCAGGCGGCAUAG
This is a messenger RNA of Zingiber officinale, 1191 nucleotides long. RefSeq lists its product as uncharacterized. Bases 1 to 1191 code for a protein of 396 amino acids. The record is from RefSeq and is a predicted model, not a curated record. The transcript has 4 exons. Lineage: Eukaryota; Viridiplantae; Streptophyta; Magnoliopsida; Zingiberales; Zingiberaceae.